AUGUGGAGGGUGGACGACGCCCCGUCGAAGUCGAACCACAACAACCACGCAAGCGUCGAAAGGUUCAAGGUGAGCCACAAGGAGAUCUACCGCCGCUACGCCGCCCAUUACGAGCUGCUCGUCUCGCGCCAGGACUACGCGGGCAACAUCGAAAGAUCGAUUCGCGAGCUCGACGUCUUCCAUCCCGACGUUGACGUCGUCGAGCUGGGCGCCGGCACGGGAAGACUCACCCGUAUGGUGGCCCCCUGGGUUCGAUCCAUCCACGCCUUUGAUUCCUCAUCCCACAUGCUCGAUCUCGCUCGCGAACGGUGGACGCUGUCGUACGUGAAGGCGGAGGUGUGGUCAUCCCUGACGUGGGACGUCGAGGUGAAGCGAGUACUCGCCGAUCUCCGCGCACUCCUUCGACCGCACGGCUCCCUCGUCAUCCUCGAGACCCUCGGUACGGGCAACGAGGAGCCCAAUCGGCGCAACCUGUUCUACGCACUGCUGGAGGAGGCUGGCUUCCAUUUCCGAUGGUUCAGAACAGACUACCGCUUCGUCGACUGGGACGAGGCCAUCGCCCUCACACGCUUCUUCUUUGGCAACAAGAAGAGCGAAGAGUCAAGCAGAGGCGCAAAAAGCGAAGCGAAGAACAGGAGGGGAGGCAGCGAAAGCGAAGAAAGAACGAAAACGAAGGAGACCACGACAGAGCACGACGAGCAAGCCAAGGAAGCAGAAGUGAAAGAACAAGAAGAAACAAAGGAAGAAGAAGAGGAAGAGGAUACCGAGGAAGCAACACUUCCCGAAUGCACAGGGCUGUGGUGGAUCAAAGGCGAAGACAUGAAGCUGUAG
Acanthamoeba castellanii str. Neff is the source of this 831-nucleotide messenger RNA. Its product is annotated as methyltransferase domain containing protein. Lineage: Eukaryota; Discosea; Longamoebia; Acanthamoebidae. The record is from RefSeq and is a predicted model, not a curated record. Bases 1 to 831 code for a protein of 276 amino acids. The transcript is spliced from 5 exons.